AUGGACGCCUCCACGAUCGACCAAGCCGACCUCGACAGGCUCACCGACAAGGACAAGCAGGACCUGCGCCAGUUCAUCCAGAACGAGCAGCAGCGCACCAGGAUCCAGGCCCAAUCCCAUGACCUGACAGAGACGUGCUUCAAAAAGUGCGUGACCGGCUCCUUCAAGAAUGGCAAGCUGGACAAGGGCGAGGAGGCGUGCCUGACGAACUGCGUGGAUCGCUUCAUGGACGUCAGUAUGCUGGCCGUGAAACACCUGCAGAGUAUGCGCCAGGGCUAG
Molecule: messenger RNA, 279 nt
Organism: Diaporthe citri
Lineage: Eukaryota; Fungi; Ascomycota; Sordariomycetes; Diaporthales; Diaporthaceae
Exons: 2
Coding region: 1-279 (92 amino acids)
Biological process (GO): protein insertion into mitochondrial inner membrane
Cellular component (GO): mitochondrial inner membrane
Source: RefSeq, a predicted model, not a curated record